Messenger RNA from Cladocopium goreaui, 1665 nucleotides. The record is from the annotation of a GenBank genome assembly. Lineage: Eukaryota; Dinophyceae; Suessiales; Symbiodiniaceae.
AUGAACCACUCUGGUCGUCUUCUCUAUCCUGCACCAGGUACUGUGCCGCAGGCACCCCUCCUUCCUACUGGGGUGCCUACAGAGGCGGCGCCAACGACGACGCAGACCAGCAACGGCAGUUUGUCGAGUAUCCUCUCGCGCAAGAGCCCGCGCAGCCCCAGGAGUCCAAAGAGCGAACGACGAGUCUCGUUCGCCCGCGUUGCAGGAACUGCCACGUAUCAUGUUGAUGACGAGCCUCCUGAGCUGCUCACACAGGACUCCUUGUGGAAGUUGAACCCCAUAUCUGUGGACGAGGCCAUCUUUGAGGCUGGAGUGGGACGAACCCAAUAUAAGCUCCUGCUGAUUUGUGGCCUCGCCUUUUGCUCCGACGCUGCUGAGGUCACAUUCCUGUCCUACGUGACUGAAGUCUUGCGCUGUGACUGGGGUCUUACUUCCUACGAGGAGUCUCUGAUCACUUCAGCGGUCUUUGCUGGGAUGGUGGUGGGCGCACCAGUCUGGGGUUGGAUUGCAGAUCACCACGGGCGUCGAAGGUCUUUCAUCCUGUCAUCCACGGUCAUUACAAUCUUCGGAUUUGCAACUGCGCUUAGCCAGGGCUUUUGGAGCCUUGUUGCAAUGCGUGGCAUGGUUGGCAUAGGUGUAGCAGGCCUACCAGUGGGUUUCGACAUCUUGGCAGAGGCGUUGCCCAGCGAAAGUCGCGGAGUCUUCCUGAUGUACAUCGAGUACUUUUGGACUCUGGGAAGUAUUUGGGUGAAUAUCAUCGCCUGGUGCAUGCUGGAACGCUAUGGCUGGCAGGUCUUCACUGCCAUGGCCGCCCUACCCACCUUGAUCGCCUCGGUCGCAGGGGCAUUGAUGCUGCCCGAGUCUCCAAGAUGGCUGGUGGAUAUGGACCGUGAAGACGAGGCAGCGAGGAUUGUGGUCAAAUGGGCCAAGGACAACGGCGAACCAAUGAAGUCGCUGUAUUUGAAGAAGGUUGACAAUCACACUGAAAAUGUCAGUGCUCUAGACCUUUGCCGCCGCAGUGCAUUGCGUUGGAAGACAUUCGCGCAUGGUGUGGUGUGGUUUGGCUUUGGUGUUGGUUACUACGGCGUCGUGAUGCUUCUUCCUCGCAUCUUCAAGAACCCAGCUGAGUCCAGUGCGCAAGCUCUGUGCAAUCUCAGCUUCGACAACCAGGACUUGGUGAUCGCCUCAUCCAUGGAAAUCGUGGGUGUGCUGAUCGCCACUUUCACGAUUGACAGCCCUGGCCGAGUGCCGACGCAAGGCUUUGCAUACAUCAUGACUGGCAUUUGCAGUUUGAUGUUGGGCUUUCGUGAGCUGGGGAGCGUCUUCCUGAUCGUCGUGGCCAGCCUUGGGCGUUGUGCCGCCAUGCUGGCAUGCUGUGCUACCUGGGUGCAAUGCCCGGAACUCUUUCCAACCACAGUGCGUGGGGAGGCACACUCGUUGAUGAACCUCCUGUCAAAGAUUGGUGCCUUCCUGGCACCGUUUGUCAUCAGCGACAUGUUCACACAAGUGCAAUGCGGAUCUAUGAUGUGUGCUAUCUCUCUGAUGGCCGCUGCAUUUGCGUUCAGCCUGCCAGAAACGGCUGGAGAGGAGCUGAGCGCCGCAAGCGAGGUUGCUGAGACCGCCUACGCGGACAGCGAUCUCAGUGACUUAAGCAGUGAAGAGUGA